CCAUAUCGCUGUAGACUGCCACCAGCUUACUGCCCCAAAAUAAGUCACGCCCACCACCUCUGUAUCAUUUAUAUAGCCCCAGAGAAUCAGAGGGCAGGACACCCCUCUGGGAUGCUCUUGUUUCUCCUUCUGCUUGGCUCUCCCUACUGAAAUGUGUCUGUUCAGACAGCAUAUAUAACAGGAACAAGGUUCUUAAGUUUAGAAGAGAACAGCAGGAAGGGAGAGAUGGCAGCCCCGAAAGCCGACGACUUUCAGCCACAUCCCGUGAAGGAUCAGCUUCCCGGUGUCGACUUCUGCCUCACUAGCUCUCCUCCGUGGCCUGAAGCCAUAAUCAUGGGGUUUCAACACUACCUGGUGAUGCUGGGGACUACUGUGCUCAUCCCCACACUACUUGUUCCUCUCAUGGGUGGCGGAAAUGUGGAGAAGGCGGAGAUGAUUAACACCCUGCUGUUUGUCUCGGGGAUAAGCACGCUGUAUCAGUGCUGGUUCGGAUCGAGGCUUCCUGUUGUGAUCGGUCCAUCCUACACAUACAUCAUCCCUGCUAUCUCCAUUGCUCUGUCCAAACGUUACGACAUCUACAUAUACCCGCAUGAGAGGUUUGAGCACACUUUGAGAGGGAUGCAAGGAGCACUUCUCACGGCUUCAUUGUUCCAAGUGAUUUUUGGGUUCCUUGGUUUCUGCAGAAUAUUUGCAAGGUUUCUUUGUCCCCUGUCGGCAGUUCCUUUCGUAACCCUUGUUGGACUCGGGCUUUAUGCAAAUGGUUUCCCACAACUGGCAAGAUGCAUUGAGAUUGGACUUCCCGAGUUGAUUCUGCUGGUGAUCAUUUCUCAGCAUGUGCCUCACUUCAUGAAAUCACGAAGGGCCAUAUUUGAGCGGUAUGCUGUCCUAGUCUCGGUGAUGAUCGUGUGGGCAUUUGCUGCAGUUCUGACUGUUUCCGGUGCCUACGAUAGAAGAUCUCCCAAUACUCAGUUUAGUUGCAGGGUAGAUCGCACUGGGCUCCUUAGAGCAGCCCCUUGGAUAAAGUUUCCCUAUCCGUUCCAAUAUGGCGGUCCCACUUUCAAUGCCGGUGAUGCUUUUGCUGUGAUGGCGGCAGCACUGGUUGCCCUUAUAGAGUCGAUGGCGACAUUUAUUGCAGCAUCGAGAUUUGCAAGUGCUACGCCAGUGCCGCCCUCGGUGCUGAGUCGUGGAGUUGGUUGGCUGGGAUUAAGCACUUUCAUCGGCAGCUUUUUUGGCACGGGAGUCGGCUACACGGCAUUAGUUGAAAAUGCCGGUCUAUUGGGUUUAACCCGAAUUGGGAGUCGAAGAGUCGUCGAAAUCUCGGCUUGCUUCAUGCUCUUCUUUUCCGUGCUAGGAAAGUUUGGUGCAAUCCUUGCUUCAAUUCCGCUGCCAAUUUUCGCAGCUGUGUAUUGUGUCCUCUAUGCUUAUGUGGCUGCGGCAGGGCUUGGGUUGCUGCAGUUCUGCAACUUGAACAGCUUUAGGACGAAGUUCAUCCUCGGGUUCUCUCUCUUCAUGGGCCUCUCUGUUCCCCAGUACUUCAACCAAUACUUCUUUUACUCGGGUUACGGCCCCGUCCACACCCGUUCCAUUGCUUUCAACAGCAUAGUGCAAGUGAUAUUCACAUCUGCAGCAACUGUGGCCCUCAUCGUGGCCUUGUUCCUGGAGCGAACCCACAGCAUCGGGCACGGACCAGUUCGGAGGGACAGCGGGCGGCACUGGUGGGCAAAGUUCUAUACUUUUGAGGCUGACAUCAGGAGCGAGGAGUUCUAUUCGUUGCCCUAUAAUCUCAACAGGUUCUUCCCUUCAUUCUAGUGGUGAGUUCUGACUGAUCGGGAAUGGACGAACGGUUGGUUAGUUACAGUAUGAUGCUGAAUUCUUUUUUUGUUGAACUAGCUUAGAAGCAGAAAGAGUUCAAUACAUUUUAUUAUACGAGUGACAGAUGAGCCAAAAACAGACCUGGGCUUACUUUAUCUGCAAGAUACUUUUUAACUUAAUUCCGAUGUCAUAUACUGGUGAACAUAUAUAAAAGCUCAGGUAGUAAACUUAUCA
Messenger RNA from Punica granatum (pomegranate), 2046 nucleotides. The record is from RefSeq and is a predicted model, not a curated record. NCBI's taxonomy places the organism in Eukaryota, Viridiplantae, Streptophyta, Magnoliopsida, Myrtales, Lythraceae.